CAUAAAUAUAUGUGUCAAUAGUCAGUUUGAACAGAAACUAAUCAAGAAAAUUACUUUUGUAAAAACGCCCACUUCCGAUUAUUAAAAAAGGGGGUUGUUACCUAAUCAAUCAAUGUACGGGUAAAUAUGAAUAUUUCAGCACUUCAGUUCCAACCACUUGAAGAAAUGGAAGAAGCGACAAUGCCUAUACUUCUUGUAGCUAAUUUUCUCGGCAUGGCACGCUUCUACAGCAUAAGUAAAGGAAAAAUAAUCAACUCCUUUUUCUACUAUUUUCGAUUGGCAAUUAUCCUUGCCGUUUACAUAAUCGUCCUUGUCCUGCGAGAAAUCUUAAAAACGCCACUAACGUCUAGCGGAUCUAUACCCACGAUUGUUGAAGUGAUGGACUUCUAUGGCAGAAUUCCUGUAACACUGAUGACGAUGGCCAUCUUAAACAUCUCUAACUGGCGUUUGCUGGAGUUCUACAAAGGUAUCUCCAACGUAAACUCGCAAUUCGUUAAGAUGGGUUUCAAACUGAGAUACAACAAUUACAGAAGCCAAGUAAGGAUCAUGUUAUUUUUGGUUCUCGUAAAACUGGUGCUGCAGCAGUUAGCUUUCGCCUUCGGUAGAUUCGACUACUCUACACUGGUUCACUACGCUGUCGACAAUAUCAAUUUUGUAUUGCUGCACCUGACCAAUAUGAUUUGGGCAUCAACGGUUCUCUUGCUUAAAGAGAAUUUCGCAUUUUUGAACGACGUCCUGAGAACCUUGAUGUACAGACAGUGCUGGGUGAUCGAUGACUACGUGAAAAUCGAGCGACCACCAAUCGUCAAUCUGUUGAAACGAUGCGCAAAACUGUACGACCGGUUGAUCACGCUCAGUAAAACUCUGAAUUCAGUUUUCGCGUGGAUUCUGAUAAUGAAUAUUCCAAUGAUAUUUGUCGAAAUCAUUUACAACACCUUCAGCAUAUGUCAGAUGGCGCAAGGAUUGAAAAGUCUGAAUGCUCAAACCAUCAUCUUCGAUCUACUGUAUCUGAUUAGCUUCCUGGAAAUCACGAUCCCCUGCAUUUACGUAAAAGAGGAAGCCGACAAAUUUGUCGGUAGACUUAACAAAGUCGAUUUGAAUUUAGAAAACAGCAUCGAACUGGACAACUUGAUGAGCAACCUCACCUUGCAGAUUUACCACCAGAAGAUUGGACUUAGCGCUCACGGAAUAUUUCCGAUGGACGGCACCUUAGUAUACUCGUUCUUUGGUGCAAUAACAACGUAUCUGGUUAUUUUACUUCAAUUCGACCAUUAGAGUGCAAUUAGUUAUGUAAAAUUUCAAAGAAAUACAAAUAUGUAAAAGUAAUAA
This is a messenger RNA of Nicrophorus vespilloides, 1329 nucleotides long. RefSeq names its product putative gustatory receptor 28b. The coding region runs from base 127 to 1275 and encodes 382 amino acids. The transcript has 2 exons. The record is from RefSeq and is a predicted model, not a curated record. Gene Ontology annotation, biological process: sensory perception of taste. NCBI's taxonomy places the organism in Eukaryota, Metazoa, Arthropoda, Insecta, Coleoptera, Silphidae. Gene Ontology annotation, cellular component: axon; dendrite; membrane.